AUGUCUGGAAACUCCAAAGUUGGCACCUCGGCCGUGUACGAGGCUGGCGAUCAGCGCAACGUGAAGCGCUCCGAGCAAGACACCAGCGUGCCGUACGAGGAGGGCAAGGUCAACUCGCACAAGCUCACCGAUCCCAGCAAGUGGCUGCCAACUCCAUUAACACAGGACGAGCGGUCCAUUGCCAACCGUCUGGCCGCCGAGGAGCGCCAGGGAAAGACUCCCGAUGACAAGGAGACUGCCCGGCUCAAGAAGGACCCCACGCUGCCGGCCAAGAUGCACGGCAACGAGCCUUCCAAGGGCGCCAAGAUUGACGCCCAGCUGCAAGCAGAGGACGAGCAGAGGCUGCGGGAGAAGCAGGGGAAAUAA
Molecule: messenger RNA, 366 nt
Organism: Purpureocillium lilacinum
Lineage: Eukaryota; Fungi; Ascomycota; Sordariomycetes; Hypocreales; Ophiocordycipitaceae
Source: RefSeq, a predicted model, not a curated record